GUCAGGCGUUGGCGGCUGUGACGGUGUCGUGGGUGUUGGUGUUCGGGUCACUGUCUCUAUACUUGCGUCUGUUCUGUCCUGUCGCCGUCACAACCAAGGAACGUAUAAUCCUUGGUCACAACUCCUCGACGGUUUCUUCAUCAUCACGCUUGACAUAAGAAUAGGAGAGGUAAAACUGCUCAGUAUUUCAUUACUAUGGUACGUAUUUCUUUCACGCCAGAAUAAGGCCAUGAAGUGAUGAAGGCUUUGCGAAACACGAAUGGAAAAACUGGCACGAGAAAUUGAAGCAUGCUAGUACAGCAGACAAAAGAGUGUUAAUCAGUUGCUGCUGUGAAUUGAUUAAUGUUCAUGUAUAAGUUCUCGAAUUUCUGAAAAGGCUAUUUCAAGUGAUCGACGAAAAAAUUUCAUACACAACGUGUGAGAGUAAGACAAAUUAACAGAACUGUGCACGUUGAAGGUCAUCAAAAAGGAAGAAAGAAGUAGAGUAUCUGAAGGGUGGACAUGGCAGGCCACGGGAGACCUAUUGUUGCCACCGAGGAGGUUACCCGAUCCAGGAGAAUAGCACUUCCUCUUUCCCUCACAAGUCGCCUGCAGACCAACACUUGGCGACAGGUGUUCACAUCCUUGAGACCCCUCGUCGCCCAGACUCGGCAGAGAACCCUCAAUACUUAUGCUCGCAGGCUUCACCAUAGACAACUCAGUCAUCAGUCAAGAAGAGGAAGGUCAGAUGAGCAGUCUUUCCAGAACCACAGGGAGGACUCUGUAGUGUGGUCAGGAUGGCCGUCAUUGUUCAGCUCCCCACCACCACACCAGCACAUUGGUACACGGACCAGUGCAGGAGGGGAAGCACAGAGUAACAAUAGCCAGAAUGUUGUAAUAGACAUUGAGAGUGGUGAUAGUCCUGUGAGGAAUGCAUCCAGUAAUAUUGUAGAUGACACUUCACUUAGUGAACAGUUCACAAACACCCUGGAUGCUGAGAACAUUAGUGGCCCUGGAGGACGGAGAGCUAGAGAACCUCCUGAUCACACCAGUGCCCCUUCGGCUGUCGAACCUUUGCUACCUGCUGGAACGUCAAGUGUUGCAGCAGCUGUAGGUGAAAAUGGGAGUCCUGAUGCUGCUAAUGAAGAGGACAAUGCUAGGAACAGGAGUGCCAGUGAAUCGCUGACUGAGUUACUCAGUCAGUUCCCGGAGGUUCGCAGUGGUUUACUGGUUGCUUGGAAUUACUGCAUCUUCCUGUUUAUACUUCUUGCCAAAGCAGUUUUUGAUCAUCUCACAGGCCUGAUGGUCAUCUUAGCUCUAGUCGUUGGAUUCUUGUGGAGCAAUAAUAUUGUGAAGAAGGCAGUGUCUCAGCAGGGAAGGCGGCCCAUCAAGCCUCUCUUGGCACUACUGGUUAACUUACCUGCUGGAGUCUUUCUCUUGUACUAUUCCUACAGGAGUGAAAAGUUGUUUUACAGUGCUCUCCUCAUCCCUCCUGAACAUGAGGGGUUUGGAGUGCUGGACCUCAUGUGGAUUGUGAUUGUGUCAGACUACGUGUUGAAAUUGGCUACUGUGCUGCUGAAGACAGUCAUUGCCCUCAUGCCCCACUCCUUCAUGCACUACCAAAAUAGAGGCAAAUACUUCCUGGUGGUUGAGAUGGGCUCCCAGCUCUACCGAUGUCUGGCCCCCAUCCAGCCCUGGCUCUCCUACCUGCUGGAUGGGUACACUGGCCCCCCUAAAGUCUUAGGAGUGUUCUUCUCAGCUGCAUACAUGGUCUGCAAGGGACCUGACAUUGUAACAAAGAUGAAGUGCUUCCAAGGAGCUAUCAUCAAGUUCAUCAACAGUGUGAACUAUGGCUGCACUCCUAGUAAGGCACAGCUUGAGGAUGCUGGAGGCCUCUGCCCAAUAUGUCAUGAUGACUUCUUCUCACCAACAAUGCUAAGAUGUAAGCACAUCUUCUGUGAGCAGUGUGUUGUCACCUGGUUUGACCGAGAACGGACGUGCCCUAUGUGCAGAACUCAGGUGGCUGAUGAUCCUGCCUGGAGGGAUGGCAGCACCACCCACUUCCUACAGCUGUAUUAACAUUACAAAUAUACAGUGCAGUAAGUCAUACAAGUAUUUCAUGUGAUUAGUAAGAAACUCAUGGUAUCAAUGAUUCACUCUUCCCAUAAGUCAUCUUUCAGCAGUAGAUUUUUUACCUCUUCUUUAUUGAACAGUUGCCUGUUUUCAACAAAUAUAUAGGGACCAAUAUCUUGUGGCUCAGUCGAUGACAGUAUGCAGCUGAACCAGCAUGUAGAUAGCCAUGCUUUAUCAUUGUCUUUUCAAUCAACUCACAAGAUUUACCUUUUUAAAAGUUUUUUUUUUUUGUGCGAUUUUGUAUCCAUGCUUUGUUUAGAGUAUAUAUUUACUCAGAAGAUAUUACUUUUCACUGUCAAUGUCAACAUGCUCUACAUAACUUUUAAGGAUCUUCAAUUAAUACAACAUAAACUAUGAACCUGUAAAGGAAUGAAACAAUUCAGAUUUUGACACCAUGUUACAUCAAAAUUUCAACAACAGUAACUGAACCAAAAUUUUUAAUUUUAUUUUUCUGUGAACAUGGUCAUUUCCAAAUAAUUAAGCUGACACAUGAGAAAACAGUGCAUUAACAUACUCAGACUUUUUAUAGGCCUUUCUAGACUGCAAUUAACAAAACUUGCAAAUUUUUAUUGAACAUAUAGCUCAGUUUUUCCCAGAAUUUAUCCAGAUCCCCCCAGAAAUACUUUUGUGAAUACACCUUCCAUUCAUAACUAUAUUCAUCCUUCACUGCAGUUUGGAAUUUUCACCUUACCUUACAUAUUCUCAAAAUUCUGAUAUCAUUUGGAUACACAUCCAAAGUAUUUUUCACUUUAAAUAAUUUAUUUCUUUCCUUUAAUUAUCAUAUUUGGUGUACUCCACGAUCUCAAGACCUCGCCUCACUUCAGUGGCUGGAGUUUUGCUCUAGCCAUUGUAUGUUGUGUUAGGUUAUCCUUUAAAGAUGGAACAUGGUUGCAAAUGGUUCCUGAUUUCAGUAGUGUGCCACUGCCAUGUGAAUGACAUCAACUCAGUCUGUUCCAUAGCACUUCAUUCUGGAUGCUUUGGCCUCUGGCUCAGUGCUUGUGUCACUCCUCUCUAUUCUUUUCUCAUCUUCCCCUCAAUUCUGUACUAAAAAAGUAAAUAAGAAAAAUGUUAAGAUUUUAAUAUUCAUAGUUUAUGUAUGUGAAUUUCUAACUGAAAGAUAUGUUAAGCAUUUUUCAAGGACAGUUGUAACAAUCCAUGAUAUUGCAACCAUUUUUUUGCUACUGCUCACAACCAGCCUUAUACCUACUUUAGCUUUUUUGUUAUUUUUAGCCCAAGCAAAAUUACUGGAAUUACCUUCCAGGUGCACUGAACAGGGAAUUCACAAUAAUGGGACAAUAAUUAGUGUGUAGGUUUCUAUUACACUGGAGUGCCAGUGUUAUAAUUCAUGAGGAAAACUGUUCAUUCCUAAAGAUAAUUUUUCUUUUUACCAAGGAUUUAUUUUUAUAUUUGUUUAGUGAAUGAAGAGUAUCAUUAAUGCAAGAUAAGUGAGAUCAUAUACAUAUUGCUUUGGUCAAGCAGAUUAUAUAACAGUAAUGAGCUAAGGUUCAGAGAGGAUCUUUCCUCUAGCCAAAGUAACUGCCUUGUGCAGGGUUUGAACUCAACUUUUUGGCUUAGAGUCCAACACCAACACCUUAACUACAGAGCCAUCCAGCCCCCAUCCAUGGAUUUAUUGCUUUAUUUGAAUGCAUCAUUCUUCCUUAAUAUUCUAGAGUUUGAGUUUCUUUAGUGUGUCUCAGCAUAAUUCCCAUGAUAAUUGUGAGUAUCUGAAUGUUGGAUUCCAGGAAAUCUAACAUUCCAGGGAAUGACUGACUUCAUGAGAUUUGAACCUAGUCAUACAUGUAUAUACAGAUUGAUAGAUGAAUAUACAUAUUUAUAGAUGAAGCUACAGUUGAACCCUUACAUGUUGAGACAGUGCUACACAUGUAGAAUUUCCCACUUUGGUGGAGUUGAAAGUAUAAUAGUCGUUCACCAAUAAUCUCGUCCCACAAGAUUGUCAUCCAAGAAAAAAAAAAACAGGACAUAAAAUAGUGAAUGGUAUUAGCGAACAGUGCAAUUAAACACUCAUUUCAUAUAAUCUAUAAUUUUUAAUCUACAUUCACCUUCUCAAAAGAUCCCCUGUCUAUGUCAGAUCAUCCCUAAUAAAUUGCAUUUUUAUCACAAACACACCUAAUGAGUGGUUACUGUUUUUCCACUUCUCCAUUCCUACGAGGUGUUUCCCUUAAUCCUCCUCAUCAGGCAUAAAAGAAAUUUUUAUUAUUUUCCUUUACAUAUAUAUAUAUACAAGUAGUUCAUUUCAAACUUUAGCUGCUUCCAUCUUAUAGCACUUCUUUCUGUAAUUACUUGCAACCAAUAUCAAAUUCUCUCUCUCUCUCUCUCUCUCUCUCUCUCUCUCUCUCUCUCUCUCUCUCUCUCUCUCUCUCUCUCUCUCUCUCUCUCUCUCUCUCUCUCUCUCUCUCUCUCUCUCUCUCUCUCUCUCUCUCUCUCUCUCAUAUGCACACACACUUAAAAGCACUGCAUUUCUUGUACUUAAUUGGAAGAAUACUAACUGGUGCUAUAAUGGACUUAUUUCACACUUGUCUUGUUCAGGGAUUUAGCUAUAUCUUUGGUAUGGUGCUCCCAUGUGCAUGUAAUGUUUGAAGUAAGUGGUGUUGGAUUGAGGCCACAGCAUUGUAGCAUUUUCUCUCUUCAUGAAUGUAUUAGUGAAGUUGUAUGAUCAUCUAUUCCAGCCAGUUAACACUGGUAGUCAAGCAAGUGUGUAUGUGCACCUGUGUUAUUUUCUAUUUCUAUGGCAUAUAUAUGUACAAAGGCAGAUUUUACUGUAUCAGUGAUUAUAAAGAAAUAAAGAAAAUCUUAAUUGAGAUUUAUUGUGCAAAGCCACUUCAUACUAAUCCUUCUUUUCAAUGAACUUUUAAUUCCAAAGCAGAUCUGCUAGUUCACAAAGUUUGUCAAGACACUAAUUCUUUGGGACAGAAAAAUCUUAUUGAAGAAAUGGUUUUACUCUGCAAAAUGCCUUUGGGUGAUGCCAGGCAAUUCUUAAAUUCUGGCAUUGACUGGUGCCGAGAUGAUGAUCUAUUCUCGUGGCUGCUGAAUUUACCCAGUUGUGCACAUCUGCUUCCAUGUAUGUUAAACUAUAUCUUAGAAGAUUUAUUCCUGAGUAUUAAAAUUUUCACAGGAAAUCUUACAGCUUCUCUUGAAUGUUACUUAUUCAAGAUGGCUUUGAUCUGUAUUUUAUAUUCACACAUGGCCACAAGUCUUACCAUUUUCUAGGAAUGGUUCAUUAGAAAUUUGACAUCACAAUGAAGAUUGCAUAUGCAUAUGCAAUCUGAUCCAUCUCUCCUUAUAUAUGUUUACAACUAUGUGAGACAUGGAUUCUUGUAGUUAAUCAGUAAGCAUAAGGCACACAUACUACCCUUAUACUUGUUAAGAUAAUGUAAUGAGUAUGUCAAAAACAAAUAAGUUAGGCCCAACAAAGUUAUUGAAAGUUUUGAGUUGCAUUAUAACAACCACUGUUCAAUUAUAGACCUAAUCAGUUAAUUCCAUGAAGGAGAUUAUUUACAAUAAGGAACUCAUAAGUGUCCUCUCACAUCUCGGGAACCUUUCACACAGGACCACUUAGCAGUACUGCUCUGUGGCAUGUGAGUAUGUAGCACUUCAGGAAUGUUACAUGCAUCAAUGACACACAUGAAGCUCUGCUUAAGGCAAUGUCAAAUUAGGUCGAGGUACUAGCAGCACUACAAUUGUACCACACACACACACUUCUAAAACAGUGAUUGAGCUGCAGCUGUGUGAAGGCUGUAAAAUUCUAUGACAAGCUGCGCAACUUUUCUCAUGGCAAAAGCAGCUACUCGUGCAUAUUGGCGGCUCUACUUUUUUGUGGUCAUGGCUGCAUACGAAAGCCUUCAUUUAUCUUUAGUAUUUAUUAAUGAACAAUGGCACAGCUAACUGGCAGCAUUUGAAAGAGGCCUUGAGCAGACCUUCAGAUUUGUAUUAACAGCAUCACUGACUCCUUAUGAUUAGCUCUAGUUACUAAAGUGCUAUUCACAAGCCAUAGAGCAGCACUGAUAUGUGGCUCCAUGUGAAAGGAGCCUAACUUCAAGACCUCCAGGGCAGAGAGGAAUUGCACUGUGCAGGCAUUAUAUGCAGCAUGCACAGAUCUCUAUAAUUUACCAAGUUCUUUAAAAAAUAUAUAUUAGCAACUUGAACAUUAUACUCUUCAUCCAUUGUAAGUGUUUGUUAUAUAAGGAAGGAUUACUGUAUUUUCUGUACUUGCUAUUGUGUUGGUGGCAAAGGAAAACUUAACUUUUGAUCUAAAUAGAGGGAAACCAUGUUGUUACAAGGAGCAAAACUACUCCCAUUUGCCACUCGUGCACCUUACACUUCCUAAGAAUAAUUUUGUGUCCUUUACUGAAAAUAUGCAACAGACAUGCAUACAAGAUGUCUGCAGGGGAUAGCCCACAGGUGUGGGUACUUUGGUUAUACAGUGCAAUAUAUUUGAUGUGGGAGCAGGGAUAGGUUUGAUGUAGAAAAUGCUUGGGUGAAGGUCAGCAACAUACUUAAGAUGAGCCUAGAUUUAACUAAGAAUAUAGGGCAAGGCAGGAAGGUCAAAAUGGUGAGAUAGGGACAGAUGCAUGAAAUGAAUUUGGGAGAUAUAGAUUGAUUAAUGCAUAAUAUUGUAAAUGAGGUGAAGUUUGGGUGUUAAUAGCAAGGUGGCAGGCUUGGGUAGGUUAUUACAGGGAGCUGCCUUGCCAUUCAUCUGAGUUAGGGCAGCUAGAAAGAAUAACAUGUGAAAUAUGAAUAGGGUCACACUGAUUCAAAGCCUCAGAUUGAGUUGGGCCAACUGAAUUCCAGUUGCAAGCAAAAUUCACCUCAUUAGUGUAUGUCCAUUUGAAUAAAAAUCAGUGUUGAUUUUUAAAAACAUUGAACUAUUUACUAAAAGUUUAUUAUGAAAGGAGGAUGUGGUAGAACUGGUGGGUGUGGGUUGUGUGCCCAAAGAUCUUACAAAUGAAGGGAAGGGUGAUGGUUAAGAUACUGCAGAUACUGCAGCUUGGCCUCAUACAAAAAAGAAAAAUAUGUUGUGAAUGCAGGUGAGAUGUUGGAAAAGUUAGGCACCCAUGUAGACCUCUGGUAUAUACACACACACAAUAUGUUACAUCUCUCUCUUCCAGCAAGUCAGUCAUCAUAUGACAAAGUCAUGUCUUCCCCCCUCUCACUAGUAGAUGCUACAGUUACAGUUUGUUUUGCUGCUUUGUCAAACGCAUGAGUGCUGCUUUGUCAAAUGCAUGAGUACUUAGAUAUCUGUUUUAAAUCUAUUUCAACAAAAUUUGUGCAUUAUAUGUAAUUUUAUUUUUUUUUUUUUUUUCCCCCUCAUUAUCAUAACUGAUAUAUUGACAUUGGCAGUCCUCAAACAUCAAAUACCUGUACCUUGAUACAAAGUCUGAAGUCAGUGCAGAUGGAAUGAUCUGUUUCAUCACUUAAAAAACUCAUUUUUUCCAACUAUGCAUCAUUAAUUAAUUUUUCAGUGGGUGUCUAUGCAUAGAACAUUGUUUCAGAAUUCCAAUGUUUUAUAAGAUCACCAGUCAUUAGAAAUAUAAACAUAAUAAGAGAAAAAACAUAUUAUUAAGUAAUAUAUUCAUCUUUGUUCUCUUGCAGUUUAUUUAAUUCAAGUGAGUUUAUUAUGAUGUAGCAGCGGACUGAUCAUAAAAUUUCUGCUAUAGGGCCUUAAAUGGAGUGAGAGAUCAUUUAUAAUUAAAAGUGGCUGCUUGAAACAUGGGGCCAAGAACAAACCUCCCUGAAAAGAAGCUAAAAAGUGUAAUUAUAGAAUUUGUUUACUAUCUUAGAAAUAACAGUAAUACAAGCACAGCUGAAUUGCACAUGCUGCUAACAUUCAUAGAUCAUCACAUAAUUGCUAUCUUUGGUAAAUAUGAGAUCUUUGUAAAAGCAGCCACUACUACUUAUAGUUAGUUAUAAUGCAAAUCAUUAGUACACUUCCAUUAUCUAAAGAUAAUGACAUGAGAAAUUUGCAUAAGCACAUCUUUCCAUUAUGAUAUAAAACAUAUUGCUGUUAACACUGUCAUAUGAUAUUUUGGGCUGGCCUGUGUAACACAUGUAUGAGAAAACCCUAUCCAUCCUGAUCCCUUAUGUAUGAAGUAAUAAUCUUUGGAUAAUGGAAGCAUUUAUUAAUUUGUUGCAUUAGAAUUAACUGUAAAUGGCUACUAAGACAAACAUUUGAUAUUUAUAAUGAGUGCAUCAUAAUCUUUGGCCAUCUGGCAUGACUAUAUUAUUUGGUUACUAUUUCCACCACAGAAAAACCACGCAGGAAAGACACAUUUACAGUAAAAUCUCUAUAAAUUGCUAUUUUAUAAUUCAGAAUUCCACAUAGGCUGGCAAGAAAAAUGGUGCAAGAAAAGUGGUCAAAAAAGAUGAAGUUUGCACCAUGCUAACUAAAACAAGUCAAGCCUGACAUAACCUGAGCACUUAUAAUUACUGCAUAAGUUAUGAUAUUACAGUAAGAAGGGUUGUUAGUUCUGGUUUUGGCUUUGUUGGUUGAAGGUUGGGAGGGUUAGCCUUUGCAAUGACAUUUCCUGAUGUGGUUUUGUAUACUGUUUUGUCUGCAAUCUCAUCUCUUUUCUCUCUCUCAAAUAUCACAAUUUUCCUUAUAUUUUUUUCUUCCAAAAAACUGUACUAGUUUUGUUUCAAUGUUUCUGCUGUCAAAAAGGAUGCCACCAAUAAUUCUAUCUUCAUUUUUGUUAUAUGGUCUUUGUAAUUUAUCCACUUGUCUCCUGUGGUAAACAUGCAGUUAAAUGAGCUUUGCUUACCUGCAGCAUCUUGGGUAAGAGAAAGAGAAUGGAGUGAUGAUAAGGAUAAAAGAAGAGAUGGAGGCCAGAGAUGUCAAGUGGAUAAAUUACAAAGACUACAUAUAACAUUAAAAUCAAACUGGUGAGCUCCUUUUUGACAACAGUAACAUUGAAACAACAAAAAAUACAAUACAGUCUUUCAAAGAAAAGAAGAAAGUGCAAGGAAAAUUAAGUGACAUUUAAGUGAAACAAGAGACCAGAUAGAAACCAUAAAGAACACCUAAUCAGGGAGGUGCAUUCAUAAAGGCUAAACAUCCUGAACUUGAACAAGAAUCAGCAGCCUGUCUUAAUGUCAUCUGAGAGCAGGAUGCAAGGGAUGAAACUGAAGAUCCUGAGCCUGCAGGUUUUUUUAAGUGAUGUAUUUCUCACAUGUUGGAACUUCAACAAGUUGGCAAAGGCUGACCCCCUAUUAUCUCAACUUAUGGAGUUUUACUGUACAUGGUAACACACAGGUCCUCAUUCAUUCUUUGAUUAACAAUAUUUGUGAGUUUUGAUUAUACUUGCUUUUAGAAACAUGUACUUUCUUAUCAAGCACCACUAUUCUUACCCCUCACUGUCUUAUACACACCAUAUAUAUUUUUGCAUUUGCCAAGUUCUUGUGAUGUUUAAACACAUCUGCAAGUGAGGCUAAGAUAGUGAGAGUAAUGAUUGUUACAGAUUAGGGCUCAGUACUAAGGAAAUUUAACUGCAAAUUGACAUAUGUUGUCUGUUAUAUAAGUUUAAGGCUCCUGAAGAGCAUGAGAUACCCCCAUCACAAAGAUGUGUUAGGACUUUGCCUCACUUAAGGUGAAGGUGCCAAAUGGCAGAAAAUCCCACCAUUACAGCAAGACAACUGAAGGAACAGAAUCUCAUGCUUCACAGAAGCCUUGCUUAGAAACCAGGUGAGGUAUUAUAACUUAUAACAUCAGUCAUACAUUUUUCACAUCAGUUUGCUGAUAUAUUUCCUUGGUACUGAGCCCCAAUUUGUAGUUCUCAAUCACUCAUGUGCAAAUAUGUAUGUGUUCCACAAGGCUGCAGAGAAAGUGUGGGUGGUAGAAUUCACAAGAAAGCACACAUUUCUUCAGGUAAGCAUAAUUAAAACUUGCUAUCAUUCCCAAUCAAAGCAAUGAGGAGAACUCACAUGUUGUCAGAUAGCAGUGUGAAUGUUGGCAGCAUGCACAAUACAGCUGUGCCUACAUCAAUGUUGUUUGUAAGAUAAUGAAAAGAUUGUAACAAUUAUAAUACUGUCAACUCCAUUUCAAGGAUGGUUGGUGCUUGGCCCCUUGUGAAAAGUAGCCACUCAUACAAAUGAGGCCAUGACUCAUAAAUAUACUGUGGGUCUGUGGGGUGUGGUGAGAGAGAAAUAUAUGAGAAGCUGUUUGCAUAUUCACUGGUGGUUGGAUACACACACAUCCAGGCAAACUUGACUAUUCUAGUCCUAUAUUUUACCUACACUAUCCUUCAGGCUAACAAACCAUAAUCAGUCAUACAUUUUUCACAAACAUCAAUCAUAACAUGCAUGAUAAACAAUAUUAGUUACAAUACUGCCAUUACAUAGAUGCCUAAACUGAAAGGGUAGGGGGAAACUGAAGUGAACUACACACACUUCUGUAUGGGGUCACUGUACUCCCUAGGCUCUUCUCUCACACACACACUUUAUGUAUGGGAUCACUGUACUCUUCUACCCUGUUCUCCCCCCCUAUCUUUUUAAUCCUAAAGUAUCAUUACAUAUUAUACAUAUUAAAGAUACAUUCAGACAUCCUUUUCAUUGAUUCAUUUUUUUCAAAUUACUGGCAUAUUCUAAAUGAAGAUCUAGAGUUUAUUUCAGAUCUGCCUAUUAAAUUAUUUUUUGUCCAAGUUUCAUGUUAUUUGGAACCCCCCAAUUACAUGGACUGACUGGUUUGUUGGAGAAAUAUGUAUCUUUUGAAUAGAAGGGUCUUCUGGUGUAUAAUGGGUGUAUAAUACUCAGAACUUCAAUGUGUGACAUGGCCACUGCUGCUUUGUGGGCAUACAUCACAUCCCUGUGACUAAAGUAUAUUCCUGUCACAUUUCCAAUUGAAUUAUGCUUCAGUCUUAAAGAAACCUCUUAAAGGGUAUGGGACAUCAAGACACUAUCAAUGCUACUUAAAAUCAACAGCUUGAACCAAUUCUCUGACAGUCAACAUGGUGUUUUUUUUACCUUUAGAGUGAAAUAGUUUUUUUUUUUAUCUUUAUAAUGAAAUAGAACUAAUUAUAUUACUUUCAAUAACAUUUCCUUCAGUGGCAAACAAAUGGAAAAAAAUGGUUCACUUACUGGCUGACCAACAAGAGUAUGUAUGCUACUGUGCACCACAAGAGUGCUCACAUCGUUUCCACCAAUAAUACAUUCCUUAAAGUUUUCUGGAAUUACAUGCAGAUUCUUUUUAUGUAAGAUUACCAUGGGUGGAAAAAUGAAGACACUAGUGACAAAGUUAAAUGAUUUCUAGUAACAGAAAAUCCUAUCUACAGUCUUUCAUUGUAGAUUUAGUAAUACGUAACUACUCCAAAGAUGUAAUUUGAGUGUGAAAAGUUUAGUAAUGGUUUGUACUUUACUUAAGUGCUGAGAAAUUGAAAUCCUCAGUUACUGUGGAAAACACUGGAAACCAAUUUACCUUGUUAUAUUUUCUGAACUCUAAGCAACUAUCAAACAUGGUAAGUGUCUACAUUAUGGGAGGCAUUUCCUUUUUAAAUACACCUUUUCAUAGGAAAUUAUAAAUGCUCAUUAAUUGUGGGACAAAAAGGCUCACACAAAAUUUCUCAUAAAAGGAGCAAGUCACCUAAAAAAAUGUCUCAUGAUGUAAGACCACAACAUUUUAUCAUAUAUGAAUUAAGCUAGUGUUUGUUCUAAAAUAAGGCAUUCACUUGAUAUUUGCCUUUGUAUUGUGCACAUAAUAUAAACUAUGUAUGCAAUCAGAUGUAUACUAUUUUUUUCCCCAUAACAGUAUUACCAUGUUAGCAAAGAAAGAUGUAACCAAUUUUAAAAACUAAUAAAAUUAUUUUUUGGUGUGAUGUG
Scylla paramamosain (green mud crab) is the source of this 11937-nucleotide messenger RNA. RefSeq names its product RING finger and transmembrane domain-containing protein 2-like. The transcript has 8 exons. NCBI's taxonomy places the organism in Eukaryota, Metazoa, Arthropoda, Malacostraca, Decapoda, Portunidae. Gene Ontology annotation, biological process: positive regulation of ERAD pathway. Bases 502 to 2058 code for a protein of 518 amino acids. The record is from RefSeq and is a predicted model, not a curated record. Gene Ontology annotation, molecular function: ubiquitin protein ligase activity.